AACUUCGUCAGACCCAAAAGAAUAGAAAUCUUAGAAAAAAAAAAUGAAUCAAAAUUUUUGUAAAAUAAAUCACCACAGAGUUGUAUACUUUGGUGUAGCGGUUGUUAGUCACAGGAUGAAGGCUAUUAGAAAGCCAGCGACUCUACAGGAGAUUUCCGAGAGUAUUGGAAGAAAAUUUGGUGUGCCUGGCAGUGUUUUUGAAGAUGAGGUCAAAGUAUUGCUCGAGGAAUACCAGCCAUUCGGAUUUUUCAUCAAAAGAGGCGAUCUAUACAGUCUUCCGCCAGAACUGUUGGCAAUAAUGAUGGAAAACGACCGGGAUAAACGAAAGCGACCCAUUAAAUCACCUCAAGCCAACCAUCUUGAGGAAUCCGAUCAAGUUUAUGGCUGUGCAUCCAAUAUUGAUCACUCCAUGUCACUUAGGCAUCCAUAUCUUUAUAGAUUUAACUAAGCUGGGCACAAGAUAUUUUUAUUGAUUAACAGUUUUGUCAUUUUUUAUUAAAACUAACUAUCAAAUAUCCGGU
Messenger RNA from Drosophila melanogaster (fruit fly), 521 nucleotides. RefSeq lists its product as uncharacterized. Lineage: Eukaryota; Metazoa; Arthropoda; Insecta; Diptera; Drosophilidae. The record is from RefSeq and is marked reviewed. The transcript has a single exon. The coding region runs from base 44 to 448 and encodes 134 amino acids.